Messenger RNA from Danio rerio (zebrafish), 1649 nucleotides. It is a transcript of the gene ddah1, whose product is annotated as dimethylarginine dimethylaminohydrolase 1. NCBI's taxonomy places the organism in Eukaryota, Metazoa, Chordata, Actinopteri, Cypriniformes, Danionidae. The record is from RefSeq and is marked validated.
CAGGAAAAGAGUUCUUUGUGGGAUUAUCAAAGAGAACCAAUCAGAGAGGAGCAGAGAUCCUGGCCAACACCUUUAAGGAUUACGCUGUGUCCACUAUCCCUGUAGAGGAGGGUCUCCAUCUGAAGAGCUUCUGCAGUAUGGCUGGUCCAAACCUCAUCGCCAUCGGCUCCAGUGAUGCCGCACAGAAGGCCCUGAAGGUAAUACAGCAGAUGAGUGAUUGUAAAUAUGAGAAGCUGACGGUUCCUGAUGAUCGGGCUGCAAACUGUGUGUACAUGAACCUGCCGGGGAAAGGAGACGUUCUGCUGCACUGCACACCUGAAGUGUUUCCUGAGAGCGCCAAGGUGUUCGAGAGGCUGAAGAGUCACAUGCUCAUCCCAGUGUCCAAUCAGGAGAAGAUGAAGGUGGACGGAGCACUGACCUGCCUAUCAGUGCUCUUACGCAUCUGACACACACCAGAGAGAGAGAGAGAGAGAGAGAGUGUGGGUCUGUGUCUCUGUGUGUGUGUUAGUGUGUAUGUGGGGCUUUGUGCGUGUGUGACUGAGUCUGUGUGUGUUCUUCUAUACUCACUCAGUGGCUGUUUAAAGCACUUGAAUCUUCUCAGAGUUUUCUAACUCUCCCUCUAGAAGAGAUGAGUGUGUUUAAUCUGAAGAAACAAGAAUUUCAUUCAAUCAGUUUUCUAAUAUGCAGGUAAACAGACGUCAUGUUUCUACCUCUCUACCUCUUUUCUUUAAUUAACCAGUGCAGUCGCAGUGAAGAGCUGUUAAUGAGUAACUGAAGGAAACCAUAUUCACAAAUAAUCUAAAUAUUCACAGUUGUGUCUUGUUUGCCAUUAAAUAUGAGUCAAUACAUGCUAACAUUAGCAUUAUAAAUCAAAUGUAAUUCAGAAAUGUUGACUGUUUUCUACAUAUACUCUAUGUACAUUGCAUACUAAAUUACACAUUUCCUCCCAUAUGCAGUAAAAACGUAUUAUUAGAAGACCAAAUUCAUUAUAGAAUACAUUGUUUUAAACAUUAGACCGCUUUCCUUAUGUGUUAAUACUCGUUACCCUUAUAGUCAUUGAGCUAGAGUCAAUAUUAUGUUCUUGAACCAUACUACAGCCUAAUAACUGUAUUAUGGGCUACAGAAUCUAUUAAAGUAUCUACAGCUCUAUGUUAAUGAGUGCUCCAGGAUACUGUAGUGUUAACUAUAGUGAACUGAUCACCUGUAAUAAACACUGUAGUGUAAAUUAGAUUUUACUACAGUAAACGGUGCUGUAGUGAAGGCUAAUAUAGUAGAAUACUGUAGAAUCACAACAGAUCAAUUACCAUUGUUGUGUUACCAUAGCAACUGUAGAAUCAUCACAUCAGCUUAAUUAUUGUAAUUGUGUUACCAUGGCAACUGUAGAAUCACAACAGAUCAUUUACCAUAGUAAUUGUUACCAUAGCAACUGUAGAAUCCCCACAACAGAUCAAUUACUAUAGUUUUUGUUACCUUGGCAACUGUAAAAACACCACAACAAAAACAAUUAUUAUUGUCGUGUUACCAUAGCAACUGUCGAAUCCCAACAACAGAUCAUUUUAAACUGUUUGUGCCAUAAUAAUCUCUUUAACACUGUGUGCUAUUCACUCUUUGUGACGGCUUUGGUAAAUAAAAGUAAUCAGCUUUAUGAA